UCCGGGUCCUGGGCGAGCGGGCGCCGUGCGCGUGUCCCGCGGCCGCGCUGCUAAUAAAGUUGCAGCGAGGGAAAGCGCGGCGACGGCGCCGGGGGAGCGCGCGCCCUGGCGGCCCGUGAGACUUGAACCAAUGAAAGAAGCAUAUGGCACUUGUGAAGAUAGAUGUUACUCCUCCCUUUUUAAUUGGAACUUCUGCUUAGAACCUGUACAUGACUUUUCACCUGUGAUCUGUUCUUUCAGUAGCCGUUGACUUUGAGUUACAGGAAGGUCUCUGAAGAUUUUUAUCAAAUGACGUCAAUGGCCAGCUUGUUUUCUUUUACUAGUCCAGCAGUGAAGAGAUUAUUGGGCUGGAAACAAGGUGAUGAGGAGGAGAAAUGGGCAGAAAAGGCAGUGGAUGCUUUGGUGAAAAAGCUAAAAAAGAAAAAGGGUGCCAUGGAGGAACUGGAGAAAGCCUUGAGCAGUCCAGGACAGCCGAGCAAAUGUGUCACUAUUCCCAGAUCAUUAGAUGGACGCCUGCAGGUUUCUCACAGAAAAGGCUUACCCCACGUUAUCUAUUGUCGUGUUUGGCGCUGGCCUGAUUUGCAGAGUCAUCAUGAGCUAAAGCCAUUGGAUAUUUGUGAAUUUCCCUUUGGAUCUAAGCAAAAAGAAGUUUGUAUCAACCCAUACCACUAUAAGAGAGUGGAGAGUCCAGUCUUACCUCCAGUAUUAGUGCCUCGUCAUAAUGAAUUCAAUCCACAACACAGCCUUCUGGUUCAGUUUAGGAACCUGAGCCACAACGAACCACACAUGCCGCAGAAUGCCACAUUUCCAGAUUCUUUCCAUCAGCCCAACAACACUCCUUUCCCCUUAUCUCCAAACAGCCCCUACCCACCUUCCCCUGCCAGUAGCACAUAUCCCAACUCCCCGGCAAGUUCUGGACCAGGAAGUCCAUUUCAGCUCCCAGCUGACACACCUCCUCCUGCCUAUAUGCCUCCCGAUGAUCAAAUGGGUCAAGAUAAUUCCCAGCCUAUGGAUACAAGCAAUAAUAUGAUUCCUCAGAUUAUGCCCAGUAUAUCCAGCAGAGAUGUUCAGCCUGUUGCCUAUGAAGAGCCCAAACAUUGGUGUUCAAUUGUCUACUAUGAAUUAAACAAUCGUGUUGGGGAAGCUUUUCAUGCAUCUUCUACUAGUGUUUUAGUAGAUGGAUUCACAGAUCCUUCAAAUAACAAAAGUAGAUUCUGCUUGGGGUUGUUGUCAAAUGUUAAUCGUAAUUCGACAAUUGAAAACACUAGGCGACAUAUUGGAAAAGGUGUUCAUCUGUACUACGUUGGCGGGGAGGUGUAUGCGGAGUGCCUCAGCGACAGCAGCAUAUUUGUCCAGAGUAGGAACUGCAACUUUCAUCAUGGCUUUCAUCCCACUACUGUCUGUAAGAUUCCCAGCAGCUGUAGCCUCAAAAUUUUUAACAAUCAGGAGUUUGCUCAGCUUCUGGCUCAGUCUGUCAACCAUGGGUUUGAGGCAGUGUAUGAGCUCACCAAAAUGUGUACCAUUCGCAUGAGUUUUGUCAAGGGCUGGGGAGCAGAAUAUCACCGGCAGGAUGUGACCAGCACUCCAUGCUGGAUUGAAAUUCAUCUUCAUGGGCCUCUUCAAUGGCUGGAUAAAGUCCUCACUCAGAUGGGCUCCCCUCUGAACCCCAUAUCUUCUGUUUCAUAGUGCUGAAGUAUUCUUUUCAAUUAUAUUGUUAGUGGACUUGUUUUAAUUUUAGAGAAACUUUGAGUACAGAUACUGUGAGCUUACAUGGAAAACAGAUAUUACAGCUUAUUUUUUUUCUACAUAAUUGUGACCAACACAUUUGUAUUUUGUGAUGAAUCUACAUUUGUUUGUAUUGAUGUUCAUGUGGUUAACUCUCAAAAGUGUUGUGAAAGAUGCAGAGUAAGUAUUAUGUCCCAGUUCAGAAAUUUGGUAUUGAUCUUAAACUGGAACGUGCUUUUACUUUAUUGUCCUAACAAUUUUUUAUUUGUUGAAUUUUUUGGAAAAGUAAUGCGUCACAUGAUGAAAAAUUAUAAUAGUGUUUAAGAGGGUAUAUACAGUGAAAAGUAAGUCUUCCCUCCUAUUCUCUGUUCUUGAUCUUCCCAAAGCUGUACUUUUACCAGUUUCUUUGUCCCACCAACUUAAAAAAAAGAAGCAUAAUUCAUUAUUUUGCAAAAGUGUAUGGUAGGGGUCUAAAAGAAACUAUAAAAAAAAAUCUUUUAUUUGAAGGAACACUAUGCACUGCUCUAACAAGUAGUGUUCAGUAAAAGCAAAAUGAUAGUUUUCUAGGUAACAUCAUAAAAUUUACAUUUAAUACAGAUAAAUGUUUGUCAGUGUAAUGUGACUUCAUGCUAUAUAUAUCUUUUGUAAAACAUUUCCUUUUUAAAAAACUUAUUGCAAAUAACUGAUCUCAAGUAUGUCAUUUACUCAAAAUUUGUCAUAAGUACUACUUUAUAGCUAAUGACAGUAUGUGCACGGCCUUGUUUGACUGGCUAUGUUUGCUGCUUUUGGACAAUGUUGCAAGAACUCUAAUUUUGACAUGCAUUAAUCUUUUAUUUUGCACUUUUAUGGGUGACAGUUUUUAGCAUAACCUUUGGUAAAACACACUCAAGUGACUUGGAUUUAGAUGCUUACCUUACUUCCUUGGUACCCCUUUUAUAUUAACAAACACUGCAGUUCAUAGAUUACAGUUGUAGGAAGUUGUGCUUUUCUAGUUUUUGUUUUAUUUUAAGCCUAGAUUAUAAGACUGUUAUUCUAUAGCUCCAACUCAAGGUGCCUUUUAAAUUCUCUGUAGUUUUAUGGGUGGUGUUAAUGUUGGCAAAUCACGUGCUUAAUCCCGUUGCUCUUACUUGCAUCAACCUCCCUAUGCAAGGACCCAUGCACGGUAGCCAUAGGUGCUCUCUAGCUGGGCCCCAAGGAUGAGGCUACUGGUCUGAUACUUCAGGAGUGGAUGUCGGGAUAGCUGAUCUUUAAACAUUCAUGCAUCAAAGAAUGCAGACUGUUUUCUUACUUGUCAUCGAUGCUCUUUUUCCAUUUUUUUAGUAUCUCCAUGGAUGCUAGUCUCCCAGAAUACAAUCUACAGAGAGGAAAGACAUGAAAACUCUGAAACAUAUGUUUAAUCAAUCAUACCUUUGACUUUACGUAAAGGACUCUCGACUAGUUUUUCUAGGGAGCAGCCAAAUGGACACUUAGUUUUGACAUGAGGAUGAAGAAAUUAUUUAAAAAAAAAAAAUAUGAAUCUAAUUUACCUAUCAGCAGAAACCUUAUUUUCUGGUGCCUUUUGAAAGUAUAUGGAGCCAUGUCAUUCUUCUGUUUAAAAUGUUAGUGUGAUUUGACUUUCCACUUUGCCCUUUCUGUUUUUAUGAGGAAAAAAAGUGCAUUUUUUAAGGAAAGGAUUAUACAGUUCCUUUUGUUGUAUGUGUCAUUAUUUAUUGCUUUGUCAAUGUGCAGCCAAUGGAUGGUUUGAGUUCUUUCAGAUGAAGUGCCACUUGUGUGUUUCAGCUCACCGUUCUUUGCUGGGUAAAAGAGAUACUCUGACAGUCACCUCAGCCUUAAACGUAAGUGUCACACAACAUGCGUUCUGAGUCUUCCAGAGUUGUGUCAGCCACAUGAAAAAGAACUAUUGUCUUAAUGACUCAACUUAGGUAUUUUGGUCAUUCUUUAAUUUACCAGGCUCAUGGCACAAUCAUGGGAACAAAUUUGUAGGAAAAAAAAUCACUUCCGUUAAACGACAAGUACAUGUAAUCAACUUCAGUGGGCCGUAGUAAACUAGUGGAGACUAUUGUCUUAUUGGUGUGUUCAAGUGAGAGUUAAUUAAAAAUUGUUUUUAUUUGGGGUCAUCAUGUCACAGCCUUUAGAAUUAGCAAGAUGUUAUGUGAUUAGCCUUUUCUUUGUUUUCUCUAAGUCAUUGUGUCUCAUGGGUGAUAGCACUAACACGCUAUUAACCAUUAAAAGUUUCGUAAAGAAGUAUACGCCUGCAGUAUUUCCUAAAAACCAUCAACUCCAGACCCUUUGACUUUAAAUGAAAAUACAGUCUUGCUUCUGUUAUAAUCCCUAAGUAUGCCCAUAUAUCUAUAUAUAUAUAUACACGAAAUAAAAUUUGAUAGUAAGAUUUAGAAAAGCAAAACAAAACACUAAAAUUCUGGCCAGUGAAAAGAAAGCACCUCUGAACAAAACCACUUCGGAAAGUUAUAGUUCUAAGUUUUUAUUUAUUUUACAGAAUGUUUUAUAGUAAAAGUUUUGAAAACAUCAGCACCAUAAGAAUAAUCAUGUAUUAUAGCAUGUACAACAUGUUAAUUUAUGCCAGUUGAAAAGACAAAAUCUAAAAACAAUAAAAUGGCAACCAAUUUGGUCAAUGCAAAAAGCAGGAUAGAAUCAAAUCUCAGUAAUGAAUUAAAGCAGCAAAAAGAUGUUGAUUGGAUAAAAGCAGGAUAUAAGAGGUACAUUUGCCUAACAUUUCUGCAUGAAAGAGUAUUAUUAUUAUGGUCAUGUUGGUGUUGCCUGGCUAACAUUAUGGAAUGUAAAUUAGUGGCAUGUUAUUGAUCUACUGAAAUGGACACCUUUUUUUAGAGAGAGAAUUCAAGGAAGACAUCCUUCAAAAUGUCACCUAUAUGUGUCAAGACUGUAAAUCAUUUUUCACAUUUUAUUGUUGCUAUGUAAGAAAACUGUGGUAAUAGAAUUGGCUAGGUUUCUGUGGUGAAAUCCAGAGUAAGAUUACCAGAUAGUUCAUUAAGGCACAUCUAAUAGUACAGAAAGAAGAUACAGCUGUUUUGUACUUUUCAUGACAUUUGAUAGUAAGACAUUCUUUUAGGAUAUAAAGUGAUCAAUAAAUAUUCAGAUGUGAAAUCUGUUGCCAAGAUAAGAACUGAUACUCAUGUUAUAAAACCUUCCAUCUUACCUAAGGGUACCUGUGGGAAACAGUUUCUUCCUCUGUAGUAGUGUUCUGUUGGAAGAGAAAGUUUGUACAAAAAAUGAAAUCCAACAGCAGAGAAACUCUAAAAAGUUUGAUAGUAGCUGUUAAAGUGCUGUACUUCUGUUAUAGGGAGCAUCUAAUAUGCCACUUUAGAGUCAUUUCUAAACUUUUUCUAGUCAUUUACUUAAUAGAACUUUGGAUCAUUAUCACCUUUCCCACUCAAAAUAUAUUAACACCCUUUUUACUUUCCAAGGAAGGAAGAAUCUUGAUGGUCAUUGAGUUCAGCCUUCAGUGAUGACUUUUGUAUCUAUUAACUUUUAAGAGGGUUAAAGCCCUUAUCUUAUUAGUUAAAUCCUCAGUGUCUGAAUGUAUAAAUAUAAAUGUGUCAUCAUAUACCCAUCAGCUAUAGAUAAGCAGGUAUCUUUUAAGGUAGUAGAUAAUCUGAUGGUUUUAGAAGUGUUUGAUGAUUUUUAUGGGAGAGAGCUUUCCUAAGUGGUGGUCUGUAGGUGGUCUCAGACAUUAUUAGGGCAGCUUUUUAAGGGAUAAUCUCAGGUUUGAUGCCUAUUUCCCCCAGAGCAGCAGCAUUUUCCUCACAGUUACAGGUGACAUUCUUGGGAGUUUUUCUUAUCACAGAAGAUGCAUGUAUCAAAUUCAAGGCAUUUCUUCUGCAUAAACAAAGAAUUAUACUUGCGGGACAGAAACUUGGACAGUUCUUUGGAAUUCACUGGAUUACAGUUUCGUAUAUCCUGAUUACAGGAGGUAGUAUUUAUCAAGCCUUUGUUAUAUUGGAUUAUUCAUAAUGGAAUCUUAUCUCCUAAAAAACAAUUGUAUUAUAAUUGAAGUAACAUCCUGAAAUUGGAUGGUUUACCAAAACCCAUGGAAGGGUCUCACACAUUGAUUUUGUGUUUGUGUUUAAGUAAGAAAGCUUGCUGGAAUUUGCUGUAGUAGUUGCUGUAAAACAAGUGAUAAGUUAUUUCACUGAAAAGAUCCAGUCCUAGAGCAGGUUUCUUUGGUCAUUCCUGGCAGAGUAAAAAGGGUUUGUGUGGUUCUUGUCUAAAUAACUCAGCUCUUAAAAUUCUUAAAAUCAUCAUAAACCUUUAUUCUUUAAGGAUUUAUUAAAAGAUGAGGGUUUUUUAAAAGUUCGUAAUUUUGUGUACAGGUAGAUUUUUUUCAUCCAUUAAUAGUUAGUGCCUUCUUACUACAUGCUGGUGUUAGCCAUGACAAACUCCAGUGAGGCCAAAUAAUCCCAAGUUCUUUGUGAAACAGAAAUUUUUUAGGGUCAGAUUUUCCUUUCUAAUCCCAUUGGAGAUGCUGCUGCUUUGAUUUAUUCAUAAAGUAUUUUAACUGUGGGGACUCUUGAGGAUAAUGGUCGGGCAAGUGAUUUUCUUUUUAACAUGGUUGGUUAAAGUUGCAUUUUGAAAUUCACACAGUUUUAAAAUUGGAGAGGAUUAUAAUCAUGUUUGUAUUUACUUGCCCAUAUUCUCUUAAAAAUAUUUCAUAUGCAGAUGAUAAAGACCAAGCCAACGGCUGCACUAUAGGUCUGCUUCUUAUUUGUACUUGUUCUACUUCUGUUUAUGUUGUAGAAAAUGAAAUUCUAGCAACAUGCUUCAAUUCUGUUAUCUUUUUGAUACUUAUAAAAUGUAUUAGGUUUUACUAUAUUGUGCUUUUUAAAGCCAUAACUCUUAAGAACUUUGUUUUUGCAUAUUGUUUGCUAAUACUUUAUUUUAAUAAACCUCAAAACCUG
This is a messenger RNA of Microcebus murinus (gray mouse lemur), 6659 nucleotides long. RefSeq names its product SMAD family member 5 (gene SMAD5). The record is from RefSeq and is a predicted model, not a curated record. Gene Ontology annotation, molecular function: RNA polymerase II cis-regulatory region sequence-specific DNA binding; I-SMAD binding; DNA-binding transcription factor activity, RNA polymerase II-specific. Gene Ontology annotation, cellular component: heteromeric SMAD protein complex. Lineage: Eukaryota; Metazoa; Chordata; Mammalia; Primates; Cheirogaleidae. Gene Ontology annotation, biological process: BMP signaling pathway; anatomical structure morphogenesis; cell differentiation.